AUGCCCCACCCUCCUCUGGUCAUCCCCGAUCUCGCCAUCGUUCCGUCUUCCCCCUCUGCAAAGUAUCUCGGGGCUCACUUCGAUCGGGAGCUUCGGUGGCAUGUUCAGGCUCAGUACGCGGUGAAGCGAGGUUUGGACUGGACGCUUCAGCUCCGACGCCUUGCCAAGCCAUCUAGCGGUUUGUCGCCUGGUCAGAUACGGCGUCUUUUCAUUGCGGUCGCUCUACCAAAGAUGGGUUAUGCUCUUGAUGUAUGGUGCUCCCCCCUUAUCGAUACCGGAGGAACGCGUCUGUCAGGCUCUGUCGGUCAUGUCAAGGCUAUGGCCCGCGUUCAGCGUCUUGGUGCUCUUGCCAUCACCGGUGGCCUCCGUACCUCUCCCACCGCCGUUCUCGACGCUCAUGCCUAUCUUCUACCAACC
Molecule: messenger RNA, 417 nt
Organism: Stereum hirsutum FP-91666 SS1
Lineage: Eukaryota; Fungi; Basidiomycota; Agaricomycetes; Russulales; Stereaceae
Exons: 1
Source: RefSeq, a predicted model, not a curated record